This is a messenger RNA of Nicotiana tabacum (common tobacco), 969 nucleotides long. RefSeq names its product steroid 5-alpha-reductase DET2. Gene Ontology annotation, molecular function: oxidoreductase activity, acting on the CH-CH group of donors. The record is from RefSeq and is a predicted model, not a curated record. Gene Ontology annotation, biological process: lipid metabolic process. Lineage: Eukaryota; Viridiplantae; Streptophyta; Magnoliopsida; Solanales; Solanaceae.
CCAUACAUUUCACUCUGUCCUUUUGUUCCCCUAAUCCAAUAAAAAUACAUCCACACAUCCUCCUAAAGAGAAAACAAUAGAAACAUAGGAAAAAUACCAGAGAGGAAGUGAUGCCAAUGACACAAAUAUUUAGAGAAAUAUUAUUUCAAGAACCAAGUUUAAUUUUCAACAAAAUCAUGGUAGUGAUGAAUUUAGUAUUUUCUGCAAUAUUGGGUAUUUCAGAAGCUUUUGGAAAACAGAAUCUUGAAUAUUCAAAGUUCUGGAAUUUGAAUUCUAAGAAGCAAGUCAAAGCUAAGGUCCCAAGUAGAAUGGGAAUGCUUAUAGCUUAUACCCCUAGUCUAAUAGCAUGUCUAAGUUUCUUUUGGAUCUUCCCAAAUGGCGGAAUCAGAUUUUUCAUGCUCAACUCUGCUAUUGCCCUUCACUUCUUCAAAAGAGUUCUUGAGGUUCUGUUUGUGCACAAGUAUAGUGGUGCCAUGGCUAUGAACUCUGCAAUUACUAUUUCCUCAUCCUACUUGAUGGCCUUUUCAAGCCUAAUAUAUAUUCAACAUUUGACUGAAGGAUCAUCAGAGCCAAAUAUUGACUUGAAGUACCUUGGUUUUAUUGUAUUUAUGGUGGGAAUUAUUGGCAAUUUUUAUUACCAUUUUCUCCUUUCUAAUAUGAGAAAAAAGGGUGAAAAUGGUUAUAAGAUUCCCAAAGGUGGCCUAUUUAACUUAGUUAUAUGCCCUCAUUACCUUUUUGAGAUUGUCACAUUUCUUGGGUUUUCUCUUAUUAGUCAAACUUUGUUUUCUUUUUCUUCUACCAUAGGCACAUCAUUUUAUUUGAUGGGGAGGAGUUAUGCUACUAGGAAAUGGUACCUAUCCAAAUUUGAAGAUUUCCCUAGAACUGUCAAGGCUUUAAUACCUUUUGUAUUUUAAAUAAAUUUACUGUAUAUCAAAACUGCUAUGAUCAAUUAAGAUAUCUUGAAUUCUU